Molecule: messenger RNA, 2288 nt
Organism: Cydia fagiglandana
Lineage: Eukaryota; Metazoa; Arthropoda; Insecta; Lepidoptera; Tortricidae
Product: 4-aminobutyrate aminotransferase, mitochondrial-like
Exons: 9
Coding region: 104-1573 (489 amino acids)
Biological process (GO): GABA catabolic process
Cellular component (GO): mitochondrion
Molecular function (GO): pyridoxal phosphate binding
Source: RefSeq, a predicted model, not a curated record
UCUUAGGUUCGAACACUGAUCGACUUGUUCCUGUAAUUAUAAGAUAUUUUUAUUUCGAUUAAUUAAAAAUUGUUGAGACACAUUAGGUAUAAAAGAAAUAAACAUGUUCCGUUUAGUGAAGGUUACUGAGAAUGCGUUAUUACCUGCUAUAAAAUAUACCAGGGGUAUGUCUGUGGCGACCCAUAAAGAACCAGAGAAGCCAUCAAUCAAGACAGCGGUUCCUGGGCCCAAGACUCAGCAGUUGUUGGGUGAACUGAACAAUCUACAGCAAGCUCAAUCAGUGCAACUGUUUGGCGACUACGACAAAUGCGUCGGCAAUUACUUUGUGGACGUAGAUGGGAACGAGUUUCUGGAUGCUUUUACCCAAAUAUCGUCAGUUCCGAUAGGUUACAACCAUCCUGCGUUGCUGGGAGCAUUUGAAGAUAAACAUGCGCUUAAAUCCCUUAUCAACCGGCCUGCGCUCGGAGUAUUUCCCUCCGCGGACUGGCCCUCAAAGCUGAGAAGCGUGCUGCUGCCCGUGGCCCCGCGCGGCCUGGACCACGUGUCCACGAUGAUGUGCGGCUCCUGUUCCAACGAGAACGCCUACAAGGCCGUGUUCUUCUGGUACCGCACCAAGCAGCGCGGGGGCAAGGUGGACUUCGCGCCGGAGGACACACACUCCUGCAUGCUGAACCAACCGCCGGGAUCCCCGGACUUGGCUAUCAUGUCUUUUGAGGGAAGUUUCCAUGGUCGCACCUUCGGAGCCUUGACCACCACGAGGUCGAAGCCGAUACAUAAAAUAGAUUGCCCGGCCUUCGAUUGGCCCGUGGCCCCGUUCCCGAGAUACAAGUACCCACUCCAUGAGAAUGACGCCCACAAUAAUCAGGAAGACAAAAGAUGCCUGGAACAAAUAGCGCGCAUCAUAGAAGAGCGUGAAAAAUCCAGUAAGCCGGUGGCGGGCAUAGUUGUGGAGCCGAUACAGUCUGAGGGGGGAGACCACGAGGCGUCCCCGGCGUUCUUCCAGAGCCUUCAGCAGAUCUGCAAGCGUACGGGAGUAGCUCUCAUCGUAGACGAGGUGCAGACCGGGUGCGGCCCGACGGGCAAGAUGUGGGCGCACGAGCACUUCCACCUGCCCUCACCCCCGGACCUAGUCACAUUCAGCAAGAAGAUGCUCACUGGCGGCUAUUACACCUCUGCUGCCUUCAGGCCUGCACAGGCGUACAGGAUCUUCAACACCUGGAUGGGAGACCCAGGCAAGCUGAUACUUCUGGAGCAAGUACUUCGCGUCAUUCAGCAAGAGAAUCUAUUAAGCAAUGUCCAGAAAACUGGAAAAGUUUUGAAAGAUGGUUUACAUGAUCUGGAAAAGGAAUUCUCCAACAUUAUAAACAGUGUGCGCGGUCGGGGCACGUUCCUGGCGUUCAACGCGGCUAAUGCUAGCUUGAGGGACAAGAUCAAUAAUGACUUGAAGAAAAAUGGCGUGCUAGGCGGUACCUGUGGGGAGACGGCCAUCCGCCUGCGGCCCGCGCUCACGUUCCAGGAGAAACACGCCCACAUCUACCUCGACACCCUCAGGAAAACACUCAAGGAACUCUAAACAUUCCUCGUUUCGAGCUAGCCCCAUAUAAUACGGUUUACAUUUUCCGCUGGCGUAUUUUGUGAUAUUAAUUUUAUACAACUACACAGUUAUUAUUUAUACAUUAAUAAACAUAUUUAUUUCACGACCUUUCAUAUUUGUAUCGCUAUUUUUUGAUAGGCAGCAGCUUGCAACGCGGAAGGAAAAUUCUCAACUGUUUUUUUUAAGUACAAAACAUAGAUAUUGAACAUAUUAAGUAAGUAAAUAUAAGAACUAUUAUGCUACUUAUAUGUAUGAAACGACUAAACGUAAAAAAGGCCGAUAAUAUCAAUAAUUUGUAAUUUUUAUAUUAUAAUUUGCAUUUUUCUUGAAAUAGUUUCUGGGGGCACGGCAGUGCCCCCGCCAAGUCGAUUAAGUUUAUGCCAAACGUAAAAUAUUACAUGUUGUAAAUUCUACAUAUAGUUAAGGUAAGGAUAUGGUCAGUAUUUUAAAUGUCGGGAGAUUAGUGUGAAUAGAUCUUAAAUAACCAGUAUUAUUUUUAAAUGAUUGUUUUAAAUAAACUAUUUUAUCAUUAUAAUUAUGCCAUAAUUUUUAAAAUUACUAAUUAUAGGGUUUAUGUUACUGUUUUGUGAAUUCAGUAUACCUACUUAAGUGUAUUACGAUUACAAAAUGUUCAAAUGCAAUAAAACUAUGUACUCAAAAGUCUUCCAAAAUAAAAAUAAUUGAUGUUGAUUAA